This is a messenger RNA of Haplochromis burtoni (Burton's mouthbrooder), 6638 nucleotides long. Its product is annotated as gamma-aminobutyric acid type A receptor subunit gamma3. NCBI's taxonomy places the organism in Eukaryota, Metazoa, Chordata, Actinopteri, Cichliformes, Cichlidae. Gene Ontology annotation, molecular function: transmitter-gated monoatomic ion channel activity involved in regulation of postsynaptic membrane potential; GABA-A receptor activity; inhibitory extracellular ligand-gated monoatomic ion channel activity. Gene Ontology annotation, cellular component: GABA-A receptor complex; neuron projection; synapse. The transcript has 9 exons. Gene Ontology annotation, biological process: synaptic transmission, GABAergic; signal transduction; chloride transport. Bases 297 to 1640 code for a protein of 447 amino acids. The record is from RefSeq and is a predicted model, not a curated record.
UUUAGAGGGACGCAUUCAGAGUGUGCGCACCUGCGUAAAGCACAAGCAGCGUCCGCUAUCCAGGAAUUGCAACCCUGUACAGGUGAGACCAGCUGCUCCUCCGUCUAUACGAGGAGGCACUCCCACGAGGAAGGAUCUAUUUCACAACAAUGAAUGACAUUUCUGCUGGAUUACAAACUACGAAGGGCUGCUCUUACGUUUUCUCCCCUGAGCAGCAGUGACCGUCGCGUCCAGACACCGACACCUUACGCACCGUCCUCUCACACAUCUCUACUUGUUGUCCUCCUGCGACAAACAUGACAUCCCCGCUACUGGCUUAUAUCCUACUUCUUUCAGCCCUUCAUACCUGCUCUCUAACAAUCGAGUCCGAGGAGGACUACGAGGAUGUCACUGUGAACCAGAUGCUGGCUCCUAAAUCCCAGCAAACCGACGCCACGGAAAUACUCAAUAAUUUACUGAAAGAAUAUGACAAGAAACUGCGACCGGAUAUUGGAGUUAAACCAACUGUCAUUGACGUUGAUAUAUACGUGAACAGUAUCGGGCCAGUUUCUUCAAUAAAUAUGGAAUAUCAAAUUGACAUCAUCUUUGCCCAGACGUGGACCGACAGUCGCCUCAGAUACAACAGCACAAUGAAAAUACUGACUCUGAACAGCAACAUGGUUGGACUUAUUUGGCUACCUGACACCAUCUUCAGAAACUCCAAGACUGCAGAUUCCCACUGGAUUACAAUGCCUAACCAGCUGCUCAGGAUAUGGAACGAUGGGAAGAUACUUUAUACCUUAAGGUUGACCAUAAACGCAGAGUGCCAGCUGCAGCUGCACAACUUUCCAAUGGAUGAACAUUCAUGUCCGCUCAUCUUCUCCAGCUAUGGAUACCCACAAGAUGAAAUGAUUUACAAGUGGAGGAAGAACUCUGUGGAGGCGGCUGACCAAAAGUCCUGGCGUCUGUACCAGUUUGAUUUUAUGGGCCUGAGGAACACUACAGACGUCAUAAAGACUACAGCAGGCGACUACGUGGUGAUGACCGUGUACUUUGACCUGAGCAGAAGAAUGGGCUACUUCACCAUCCAGACAUACAUCCCCUGCAUCCUCACUGUGGUUUUGUCCUGGGUGUCCUUCUGGAUUAAAAAAGAUGCCACUCCAGCCAGAACAGCUUUAGGUAUAACCACAGUUCUGACCAUGACCACUCUCAGUACUGUGGCCAGGACAUCACUGCCCAGAGUGUCUUAUGUCACCGCCAUGGACCUUUUUGUCACCGUCUGCUUCCUGUUUGUCUUUGCUGCUCUGAUGGAGUACGCUACGUUAAAUUACUACUCGUACAGCGUUCGAAGACCCAGCUACAUGGAACCGAAAAGACUGAACUACUCAGUCCUCGAUGUGAGACCUCCUCCACACACAGUCAUCGCUUUAAACAACUCCAUGUACUGGCAGGAAUUUGAAGACCCUUGUGUCUACGAGUGUCUGGACGGAAAAGACUGCCAGAGCUUCUUCUGCUGUUUCGAGGAGUGUAAAGAAGGCGGUUGGAGGAGAGGCCGCGUCCACAUAGAUGUACAUGAACUGGACGCAUACUCCCGCGUUUUUUUUCCCACCUCCUUCUUACUCUUCAACAUCGUCUACUGGGUAGGCUAUCUCUACCUUUAGCACACUGAGGGUGCCUGCUUGGUUUCAGGAGAUGGACAGUGCAGCUUAACAGAGGUAAUUCAAUCUGAAUAAAAGGUAACACCAAAUAAACUCUUUCCUGUGGACCCUGAAGAAGUUACCUGGAGAUGAAAACACAGUCAGGAGGACUGUGUGUUUGUGGUGUGUGUGUGUGUGUGUGUGUGUCUGUGUGUGUGUGUGCAGCCCUGUGCCUGGCAGAGAUUUCAGCCUCAGUGGCUUCAGGUAUGAGAAUACAUCACAAUAGUGACUCUCUUCAUAUGCUGUACACAGAGGGAUGUCAGGAUGGACAGUGCACUAACGACGACUUGAAGACGAAGAAGAAAAUGUGUCCCAGACUCCUCAGUCAGGAGGAUGGCUUGUGUUGUAGGGAAUGCUUUUAUCCAGUCAUCAGUCAGAUCCAGAUGAUGAAAAUCCAAGGAUGUUCAAACCACUCAUAGUGCCUUCCUCUGGAGGGGUAGAUACUAUCUGCUACAAUAAUCAGGGAAUAAUGAUUUAUUAAGAAAAAUAGAAGAGCCUGGCUUUGACUGAUUAUGGCUAUUCUCAUUCAGAACCCCAUUUAAAAAAUGGCCAUUUCUUGGAAAACACAAAGGAUUAUUAGAUUCUUAUCACUUCAUUAUGACUUUCAGCCACUAGACACGGCUCAUCCCUCCUUCGUCACAACACUUUGAGUUCUCUGUAUGUUAUAAAGAUCAGGCUGGUAAAAGGACGAUUCAAAUGAACUUGACAGCCAAGAUAACAGCGUGUGCUUUACUGGUAUAUUUUUAAUACAUUUUAUGGUGUUAAACCAAUUCUUUCAAUGGUUCUUUAUACUGUUUGUGUUACUAUAGUAACAAGUCAAACUGUGGGUUUUACUUAUUCUACACCCAGAGGGGAGAGGAAAAUUAAAUUACUGAAGAAAAGUCUGUCUUUGGCACAAAAGACCAGCCAAAAGAGAUCAACAACCACAUGUAUGCGCUUAUGAAAAAAAUACUUUCCUUUGAAAGCUGUGCUUUUUCUAUAUUCUGCGAAAUACACCUGUUGAAUUCCUUGUAUUAGAUAAGAAGACUUCUUCCAGGACCUAUAUAUGAAUUUAGAGCUCACAGCUGGAUCGUUUAGCUUAGCAUAAAGACUAUCGUCUUGGAGUUUAUGAAUUUUUCCUCCCUGCAAUUUGGUUUUUGCACAUACGAGAAUAAGUCUACUCUGCUUCACUUAGUUUGGCAGGACCAACAUCAGUCACACCAAUAAAUCUGUAGGAACAUGACAAAGAUGUGGCUUCAGUUAAAAUUAUCCCAUUUAACUCUAGAACACUAAUGUGCAGUUUUGUAACAUUAUAUUUAAGUAUAAAACAUACUUUCCAUCAAAAUAUAUUAAAGUACAACAAUACAUAACAAAUUGAAGUACUCUUCUUUUAUUUCCCCUAUGAUCUAAUGAAAUAAAACGGCUCUAGAAUUAGUCAAAAAUUUAGGAAUCAUUAAAAAAAAUGAAUUAAAAAAAUACAAAUAAUGGAACUGGGAGCUUGUUUUUCGGUCCACCCAGUCCUGAGACAUGUGAGCCUUGUCUGGUGAAGGCACAGUCUCCCUGCAUUACAGAAAACAGUGAGCGAGAGAAACACAAAAGCACUUAUUCUGAGAGGAGAAAAUGAUCUGCUUAAUAUUAAUUUUUUUUACCAUAAAAAUUCUAUUGGACAUUACCACUAAAUGAUAUUUAUUCAUUGUGUGAGUUAAAAUCACCCAACAUUAGUGUUCUAAGGUUGACUUUAAAUACAUAUUCCUGGUACAAAAUAAAGUAUGUCAUAAAAAAGUAAAACUUCAUCAACUUUUAAUGCAAGAAGGAUCUAAUAAAGCUAUGCCAGCUCCAGAUUAAUAAUAUGCAGUUAUUAACACAAAUAACAUUUAUAAUAUCCAGGGAUGCUAGGCCUGACCUAGACUCAUUUUAAGUUCCCACCAAAACAAUAAAAACCAGCUUCCCUCUUAUCUAAUAAAAACCCAGAGACAGCACAGACAAAAUAUACAAGACUGCAACCUACCAAACAGUAGCAUAAAGCAUAUAACAAUAACAUAAAAGAGCUUAAAUAAUACAGCAGGUCGGGUUAUAACAGGCCAAACGAAACCCAGAACCUGCUUCAAUCAAUCAUCUAACUCUGGACACGGAGGCAAAAUAUUCUAGAAUGUGUAAUUUUUUCUUUAAAAGAAACCUUAGCAGUGAGUUGUUGUUGAUCAGUGUGAGUCACACAUAUGGAAUGAACCUGAAGUUUUCUUUUACAUUUGCAGUAAGAUGUGGAGGCUUUGGAGGUGGAAAAUUUUGGGGUUAAAUGUAUUUACAGGCAGCAGGCGCAACAAAACUGUUUAUGUCUACCAGCUGGAUUGUCACAGAUUGGGCUCCUUUGAGAUGAAACACCCUGGGAGCCGAGGCAGCCAUGCUUAUAAUGGAAGUGUUCUUUUUCUACAUGAGCAUAUUCACACCGUGUAUUGGCGUCACACAGCAGCCACUUCUUAGCGCACACUAGAUAAAGUAACUAGGCAAAGAAUAGUGUUUGUUCUGCUGUUUAACUAAUGCCUAGGUUCAAUAUAAUGGGUGUCACUGGUACAUAAUUGUAGGCACAAAUACAAUAAUCCUGCUUAUUACAAUCACCAAUCUCUGUUUGCAUGCAAUAAACAGUUACAAUUACGCUGAAGAGGCUAUGUUAGAAAUAGAGUUAUAGUUUUAAUAUGGACUGUUUGUAUCAUAAUUUGAUUUCCGUGUUUCCACCUGGCAUUAGCGACCGUUGAAUUGCCUUAGUGUAGCCCACCCUGAGCUGAGACGAACACCAGAAAGACGUAUUUACCUCUGAUAAAUAACCUCAGCGUGGUGAAGACCUCACUUCAGCAACGGUUACUCCUUUGCUUUUGGCAGUAAACCAAGUCGGAACUUUUUAUAUCCCUUUUUCAGCUUUUUUCUUUUAAUUAUAUUUGCUAUGUUUGUGCCAAAUAUUUCACACAGGUGCCCUCUCAUUUGUUUAUUCAGACACGCCUGAGCAACCCUAAAAUGGUUAUUUUAAUGUUUUAAUACUGAGGAAACAGCACGGUGUGGUAUGCUGGAAAAACACUCUACCGGGGUUGACACUGAGUUAUGGUACAGGAACGCAUACGUGAAUAAUGAAUUCAGAGCUUUUCUUAUUUCUUUAUUUGCAUCAGUUUAAUUAAAUGACAUCUUAAAUGGGAAAUGUCAACUUGCAAAAGAAUAUUUAAAGAACAUUUUCAGGAUUUCCACACAGAAAAAGGGUAAACUAUGUCAAGAAUGGUGUAAAGUGCCGCCCACUAUGCCAGCAGCUAAAAUGAAUGAAAAUGAAAAUGUUGGUGUGCGUGUUUCUUCAACAAACACAAAAUGCUGAAAGCAGUUCUUUUGAUCUCUUUAUUUCUCAACUUGAACAGCCACGUAUCAUUUCCUCUGUCCUAAUUUGGGGGCAAAAAUGUACUUUUAUGAUCCAUGUUUGUGUUAGCGGAGCUGCCCAGAUGUGACAGUGCCCCGACUCCCUUCUGCUGACACAUGAAGGGCGAUGCAAUAAGAUUUUCUGAGUGGUGCUCUACCUUACACUCUUACACUACAUUAUCAUGUAAAGAUGAAAAACAAACAAACACAUGCUUCAGUUCUUGCUUCUUGGAGGCCUCGCUUUGCUUUUGUCAAACAGAUGAUUGAAAAAAAGGCGGAAAUGUAAAGGGGAUCUCACGCUAGUUCUGUUUCACCGGCAGAAUCACCAGGAUUCACCAGUCGGUCAGUUUGUAACCUGCCAGAUGAGAUCUGCCUGUUCAUGGACUCUCCACGCUUUGUAUUAUCAGGCAACAGAAACUAAAACAACAGAAACAGACAUCCAAGUGGUAUCAUUUAACUCACUAACAGGUCAAACGUUACUGUGAGCUUGGCUCUGUAUGAUGUUCGGACGUUUCUGUAGGGUUUGUGUAUUGCUACUUAUGUCAGAGCUCAUCUCUGGACUUUACAUAAACAUGGAAGAUGUUCUUUAAACUGUAAAUGUGAAGCCAAAAUACUGGCAGAGCCAUCUUGUACUGAUCAUUUGUAACUGUGCAGUAAUGACCUGGGUCUGGAAAACAUGACAGUUUACAAUUAACACAGAAUAUUUCAUAUUUUUAUCAUUUCUAGUGAAAAAUAUUCUUAGGACGCAAGUAAGUUUCUGGCUGCACUGAGUCACUGAGCUCUUAGGUCACUAGGUAUAAUAUUAACAGUAACUUAGUUAACCUUCAAUGUAUGAACGUAUGAGCUCGUAUGUCUGCCAUCACCCAUUGGAUAGUGAAGCCUCGAUCGAAGCUUUUUUUUUUAAAAUAGCAGAUGUCAAAAGUCAGACAUUUACAGUUACAGGCAAAUGAUAAAUUGUCACAUUAAAAUGCAGUCUAUUGUUUUGGUGACUCACAUUUUGAUGGCUUGAUUUUGGCAGUGUGGACAUCAAACUUGUUUUUGGAGAAGAAGUGUACAAAGCCGGAAGAGAGGGUAGAGUGCAGAGUUAUCAGUUAACACUAUAAAAUACUACAAUUUUACCUACCAAAUCGGGAGCGCAGAGAUUUUGGGCAAUCUCUUUGAAAUUUUCCUUAAAAACGCACAAACAUGCUAUAGAGGUCUAACUCAGUGGCUGAAAUUGGCUGAGGUGAAAUCUAGCAGAUAUCUAGUGGCAAAAUCAGCAACCACCAGCCACUCAAAGCAGCCACACACCUAAUAAUGUACAACUUCAAGCCUUAAUUAAAAAAACAAGAACAACUCCACUGCAAUUAUUAUGGAACAAUAGCAGCUGCUUAAGCCAGGUUGGCUGUAAACACGUUUAUUUCUGCAGUAAAGCUGCCCAAAACAAACCUCAUGUGGAAGAAUGGAGAAUAUGACAGAAAACACGUUGUUUGGCUCAUGUAUGAAUUAAACUCCAGCUGGCCGUGUCACCACUGAGACAAUUGAGAUAUUUUGGCUUCACUUCUGAAGAAUUGUCUACCAUCAAGAAAUUCUUUUUUUUUUUUUCAUGAUAUA